Coffea arabica (coffee) is the source of this 990-nucleotide messenger RNA. Lineage: Eukaryota; Viridiplantae; Streptophyta; Magnoliopsida; Gentianales; Rubiaceae. The record is from RefSeq and is a predicted model, not a curated record.
AUGAACUCUGAACUACUAGGCCAGUCAGCUGAUGGUUCACGACCAGGCGACUUGGUUGUAAGACUUGCCAAGGUCAAAUAUUUGUUGUUCCACUUCAAAUAUUACAUGCUUUGUUUGCUUAGCUUCCAUACCAUUGAAUAUUGUUGUUCCACUUCCAACGACACAGACCCCUGGAACUAUCUUGACUCUUACUGUGGAAAUAUUACAUACAAUCCUAACAGUCCUUCCGGCAGCAUUUACAGAGCCAAUCUGAAUUUCUUGCUUUACAAUCUGUCUUCGCAUGCAUCUCGGACAGACAACAAUGGCUUCUAUAAUUUCAGUACUGGCGAUGACCCUUCAAACAAGGUCUAUGGCCUCUUUCUCUGUCGAGCUGCUAUUGUUUGGUAUGACGAGUGCUUGGUACGUUUUUCUGACCAGACGAUCUUCUCCAAGGCUGAUUUGGGAGAGAAUGUGACUAGGCGCAAUCCAUUCGAUGUCCCUGGACCUGACUGGGACAAAUUCAAAAUGGUAUUGAUCAAUUUGUUGCAUAACGCUGCGGAUGAGGCUGCAAAUCAUACCAUGGGCAAAAAGUUUGCUGUCCAAGAAGGCAAUUAUUCCACUGAUCAAAAGAGAUUGUAUACCCUUACGCAGUGCACACCAGAUCUAUCCCCUUAUGACUGCAAAAGUUGCCUCAGAGAGGCUAUAAUGGAUGUACCCGCGUGCUGUUCCAAGAAGCAGGGAGGGAGAGUACUUUAUCCAAGCUGUAAUCUGAGGUAUGAGGUCUCCAGCUUCUAUGAUAAUGUAUCCUCUGCCUCGCCAAACUCUCCUGGCGGUCCUCCUCCUAAUUCCACUGAAGGCAAAGGGCGAAGCCCCCCGCGAGCAGCUUUUUCAAUUGCUGUCCCAUUAAUUGGGGUUGCUGUUGUGCUAUUUGUCAUGGCUUUAGUUUUCCUGAAAAGAAGAUUGCGGAAGAGUCGUUGCAAUGGCACCGAAACAAGUGGUAAAGUUUAUUGA